Trichomonas vaginalis G3 is the source of this 713-nucleotide messenger RNA. Its product is annotated as Prim-pol domain family. The annotation marks the transcript as partial. The record is from RefSeq and is a predicted model, not a curated record. The transcript has a single exon. Lineage: Eukaryota; Parabasalia; Trichomonadida; Trichomonadidae.
AUGACAGCAACAAACAACAACAGCAACUUUAUCAUUUCUGAUGAAAAAGUUAUUGAUUCAUUAGCUGAGGAAUUAGUUGUGGCAGAAACUAAAACCCUCAACGAAAGAAUUGGUGAAAACAAGAUUGAUUUACAUAACUACCUCAAACAUGAUGGAGGAAGAGGAAGGAAAACUGGUACAGCUUUAUUAGUAAAUAAAAUUUCAAAUUUAACGAUUAUAGAUGUUGAUAUCAAUAAAUCGUACAAUGAUGAACUUAAAGAAACAGUUAGAAAAGAUAUUUUAUCAAAACUUUCGGAUAAAGAUGUUAUCGUUAAAACCGCUUCAGGAGGUCUUCACAUUUAUUGUAACACUAAUUUCUUCUAUGCAGUUUCGAACAGAAUGAUUAAAUGUUAUUCCUGCAAUGAUUAUGAUAUUGAUAUCAUGACUUCUAUGGAUGAUUCAAAGCGUUCAUUAGUGGUUAUGGCUGAAUCAAGAGUUCGCAAGAAUGCAACAGAACCAAUCAAUACAUACUCAUUCAUUCGUGGAAGUUAUGAUUCAACAUUAACUAGAACAGUGAAUGAUAUAUUAAAUGAUUUGAAUAUUAAGGUAAGAGUUGAACAGAAGAACGAAGAAAUAAAGAGUAUAAUGAAUGAAAACAAAGAUGUAAACAUUGACGAUAAACUUGCCCAGAGCAUAGUUGAUGGCAUCUGUGAUUUUGAAGUACAUAAUGACGG